AUGCCAGGAGCAGAACAGAAGUCUGUUCACACCCCUCCUCUUCUUAGUAACAUUAUUGCUCAUAGGAAUAAAUCCAAACUGAUGAUAUCAGCAACAUUCAUUGAUCUGACCAAGGCCAUUGAUGUGAUUAGCGGGCAGCUCUCCCCUCGGCUCUUCCGUAAGCUCCCACCUCGUGUCUGUGUAUCCUUGAAGAGCAUUGUGGAUGAGGACUUCCUUUGUGCAGGGCACAUCUUCCUGGGCUUUUCCAAGUGUGGCCGAUAUGUACUCUCCUAUACUAGCAACAGUGGCGAUGAUGACUUCUCCUUCUACAUCUACCACCUGUAUUGGUGGGAAUUCAACGUCCACAGCAAGCUAAAGCUGGUGAGGCAGGUGCGGCUCUUCCAGGAUGAAGAGAUUUAUAGUGACCUGUAUCUAACUGUGUGCGAGUGGCCCAGCGACUCUUCCAAAGUCAUCGUCUUUGGCUUCAACACCCGAUCAGCCAAUGGGCUCCUUAUGAACAUGAUGAUGAUGAGUGAUGAGAACCACCGGGACAUCUACAUUAGCACUGUAGCUAUGCCACCCCGAGACCGCUGCCCUAGCUGCCAAGAUGCCAGCCUUGCCCACCCUGGAGACCCUAGUGCCCAUUGCCUGAGACACGGGUUCAUGCUGCACACCAAGUACCAGGUGGUCUAUCCCUUCCCCACCUUCCAGCCAGCCUUCCAGCUCAAAAAGGACCAGGUGGUGUUGCUCAACACCAGUUACUCCCUGGUGGCCUGUGCAGUCUCUGUCUGCUCAGCAGGUGACAGCAGUUUCUGCCAAAUCCUCUAUGAUCGAACCACUCAUCCACCAGCCCCACCUGACCCUCCUGGGCCCCCGAGUCGAGAGGAUCCCCCAGUGUCCAGAGGACCUUGCCCAGAGGCCACCCCCGCUCGCCCUCCAGAGCCCUCGCCAGCUGUUGCCAAAGCCAAGGAAUUUGUGGCUGACAUUUUCCGGAGGGCCAAGGAGGCAAAGGGUGGUGUUGUGGAAGAGGCCCGACAGCCCCCCUGCCUGGGGGCCUCGGGCAGCCGCUGUCGCCAGCCCUGUGAGGCCCCACCCCUGGAUGGGGACUUGGGACCCCGGGACAGUCCUCCUGACACAGUGCCCCCCGUUGUGGAGCCGGGUUAUGUCAACUACACCAAGCUCCAUUAUGUGCUGGAGCCUGGGGACUGGGUUGAACCAGAGGAUGGGUUUGAGGAUGACAAGAUCUCCCUUCCAUUCGUGGUGACCGAUCUCCGUGGCAGGAAUCUUCGGCCUAUGAGAGAGCGGGCAGUUUUCCAGGGUCAAUACCUGACGGUGGAGCAGCUCACGCUGGACUUUGAGUAUGUCAUUAAUGAAGUCAUCCGAAAUGAUGCCACUUGGAGUCACCAAUUCUGCUCGUUCAGUGACUACGACAUCGUCAUUUUGGAGGUCUGUCCUGAAACCAACCAGGUCCUCAUCAACAUUGGCCUGCUGCUCCUGGCCUUCCCUUCCCCCAAUGAGGAGGCCCAGCUCCGACCAAAGACCUAUCAUACCAGCUUGAAGGUGGCUUGGGACCUGAAUACAGGCAUCUUUGUCACAGUCAGCGUGGGGGAUCUUACUGAGGUCAAAGGGCAGACCAGUGGCAGCGUUUGGAGCUCCUAUCGCAAGAGCUGUGUGGACAUGGUGAUGAAGUGGCUUGUGCCUGAGAACAGUGGCCGAUAUGUCAACAGGAUGACCAAUGAGGCACUGCACAAAGGCUGCUCCCUGAAGGUCCUGGCUGACAACGAGCGGUACACAUGGAUUGUGCUGUGAGGAGCCCGGGGGCUAUGGCACCCACUGCUCUGGACACUGACUCGAUACUACCUCCUCGUUUUGGGUUGGAUUUUGUUGUUACUUGGGGGCUUUUGGUUUCUCCCAUCCUGUCCCCUAGUGUUAGGCUGGGAGAUGGGGGGUGGGGGAGGGAAGGCUCGGGUCCUGAAGGCCUUCCCCCUGCCCCCUUGGAAGGUGGGGUUGGUUGAGGGGAGGUUAGGCCCCCAGGAGCCCUGGAGCCCAGAUCCCUUUUAUUUAUGCCUAUUUAAGCGGGGGCAGGGGAGGGACCCCUGGGGAUUAAGUAGCCAGGGCUACCUAGGCUGCUGAGUUCCUUGGCAAGAAGAGCCCUGUCAGCCCUGGACACAGGGAAGAGGGCCAAGAGAAGCUUCAAGAGACUCGGCUUCUCCCCACCCCCACCUCCCUUCCAAGCUGGGGCCUUUGGUUUCAUGUAUAUUCUAAAAGUUUUCUUGGCUGCCAGUUGUGGAUGCCAGUUCCUUGAGGAGGUUGUGUUAACCGACCCCUCUCCCUGCCCGUCCCCCCCCCCCCCAUUCAUGUAAUAAAUGUUUUAAUUUCUGAGCCUGUGUGAACUCCCUUCAGGAUCAUACUGCCCUCCUCCCAGUUGGCUCUGCCUCUCAUUUUCACCCUAAAGUCAAGAAUAUCAUUUGGGCUCUGGGGCG
This is a messenger RNA of Gracilinanus agilis (Agile Gracile Mouse Opossum), 2462 nucleotides long. RefSeq names its product DDB1 and CUL4 associated factor 15 (gene DCAF15). The coding region runs from base 1 to 1788 and encodes 595 amino acids. Gene Ontology annotation, biological process: protein ubiquitination. The transcript has 13 exons. The record is from RefSeq and is a predicted model, not a curated record. Lineage: Eukaryota; Metazoa; Chordata; Mammalia; Didelphimorphia; Didelphidae. Gene Ontology annotation, cellular component: Cul4-RING E3 ubiquitin ligase complex.